Messenger RNA from Drosophila ananassae, 4396 nucleotides. RefSeq lists its product as uncharacterized. The record is from RefSeq and is a predicted model, not a curated record. The transcript is spliced from 3 exons. Bases 1089 to 2852 code for a protein of 587 amino acids. NCBI's taxonomy places the organism in Eukaryota, Metazoa, Arthropoda, Insecta, Diptera, Drosophilidae.
AUUAAAUAUAAAAAUUAAUAUUUUUUAAUAAAAAUAUAUAUAGUUCUACUUAAUACUUAAUUUUAAAAGUUCGAAAAAUAAAAACAACUCUUUGUAGUUAUAUUUUUGUAAUUUUUUAUAGUUUCUUCGUUAAGUUUAAUUAGUUUUUUAUUAAUUUUAGGUCGUAUUUAUUGCUAAGCUAGCACCUUCUGGCUGUAAACAACGUGGCAACACUGCCCGACGCAACCGAGAGAGCCAAGCAGCGCCAUCACACACAGACGUCGCCGGCAAGCGAAACGUUGAGGGGUGCCAGAAGAGAGAUACAGAUACAAUCGGGGAAGCUAGAGCGGGCGAGAUAGCGAUAGCUCCUGUUACCAGUUCGUAGUUCCCAGUUAGGCAGGCAGUUGUCUUCCACAGCUGCACGCUAUCCUUUUGUGUUGUCGUCACACCGUGUUUAAAUCGCCCCCCUUUUUUUGUGUUCAGGCCUGUUUGGCAUCGACGCCCCUGUCACAGGCAGAAGAAGAAGAAGCAGAGAAGGUAGAAGAAGAAGCAAAAGCAGUGGCAGUAGCAGUAGAGAGAAGCGAAGCAGAGGCAACAGCAGAAACGAACGAAACAGCAGAAACAGCACACAGCUCGGUAAAGGCAAAAAGGCAAAGCUGUGGAGUAGUUGUUUGGAUGUGGACGGAACGGAAGACUGUCGGCGACUAACAUAAAAUUAAAAAAAACCAAAAUACAUGCUGGCUGGCUGGCGGUGGCAAUCGCAGCUCAUCGCAUCAAGCAUCUCCAGGCAUUCUUGCAUCAACGCAUCUUGCAUUAAAGCAUCUUGCAACAACGCAUCAUCUCGUAUCGCAUCAAAGUACAUUGAGAGGAGCAGCAACGGAAGGACACGAGUGAGGAGCCAGGAUAUCAACCAAAAGCGAUUGUUAUAAAAAAUCCACGAAUCCUGGGCCGCUUCACUACCACCACCACUACAUCAUCAUCAUCAUCAUCAUCAUUAUUCUCAUUAUCAUCCCUUAAUCUUCAUCAGGAUUGGCUGAAAUUGGCAGGAUCAGGAAUAGGAACAGGAACAGGAUCUGGAUCAGGAUCAGGAUUAGGAUUAUAGCCCAAAAAUGUCCAACGGGAAUGCGUCGGCCUCGUUCUUCGAGAACGGGACCGCCACACAGUUCGAAUACUGCUACCAGAUGUACCCCGAGGUCCUCAAGCUGAAGGCCGAGAAGCGCUCCAAGAAGCCACAGGAGCUCAUCCGUUUGGAUCAAUGGUAUCAGAAUGAACUGCCCAAGCUGAUCAAGGCACGCGGCAAGGACGCCCACAUGGUAUAUGACGAACUGGUACAGAGCAUGAAAUGGAAACAGUCGCGUGGCAAGUUCUAUCCCCAGUUGUCCUACUUGGUCAAGGUGAAUACACCCCGUGCCGUCGUCCAGGAGACAAAGAAGGCCUUCCGCAAGCUACCCAAUUUGGAGCAAGCGAUUACAGCUUUAUCGAACCUCAAGGGUGUCGGGACAACAAUGGCAUCCGCCCUGUUGGCCGCCGCCGCCCCCGACUCAGCACCGUUUAUGGCCGAUGAAUGCCUGAUGGCCAUACCGGAGAUCGAGGGUAUCGAUUAUACCACCAAGGAGUACCUCAACUUCGUCAAUCACAUCCAGUCUACAGUGGAGCGCCUCAAUGCUGAGGUUGGUGGCGAGACGCCGCACUGGUCGCCGCAUCGUGUCGAAUUGGCAUUAUGGUCGCAUUAUGUCGCCAAUGACCUCAGUCCCGAGAUGCUGGACGAUAUGCCGGCGCCGGGAGCAACUGCAUCAUCGGGCAAUACAGUUGCCGGUGGUGCCGGCAAUCUCAGCACAAAUGGUAGUCUGGGCAGCAAGAGCAGCAAGGUUCUCGAUGGCGAUGAUACCAAUGACGGUGUGGCCGUCGAUCUGGACGACGAGAGCCUGGGAGCAGGCGGUCGGAACACUGCUACCGAAUCGGAGACAGAGAACGAGAACACCAACCCGGCUGUCCUCACCGGCGACUCCAAGAUCAACAACAGCAACAGCAAUGCAGCUGGUGUGGUGGGCGCUUUGCAGGACGGCGACUCGAACUUUGUAUCGAACGAUUCCACCUCACAGGAGCCGAUCAUCGAUGACAAUGAUGGCACCACACAGACAACCGCCACCACCACAUCCACGGAGGACGGUGAGCCGGCCAUGUCCCUGGGAAUUGGCAUUGGAAUUGGCAUUGGCAUUGGAAUGGGUGUGAGUGGCGGCGGAACACCGCUGGCCAGCGACUCGGAGAGCAAUCUGGAGGCGCCACUUAAAGCCAACAGUCUGACAAGCCUCAACCAGCCAGCAGCAGCAGCAGCACCAGCACAGCCCACGAGCCAUGCUCCCAGCCAGCAGCCGCACAACAACAACAAGCAGAUCACCAACAACGGGCAGGUAGCCUCUCCAGGCACAGAGGCAGGAUCAGCAGGAGCAGUUCCUGAAGUAAAGCCGACCAGCAAAGUGGGAGUGGCCGCCAAUGGUAAUGGCAAUGGCAAUGGAGUGCUGGGCGAUGGAGAGGACGAGGAUGAGGAGGAACUGGAGGAGGAGGAUGAGGACGAGAACGAGAAUGAGGCGGAGAUAGAGGCUGAUGAGAGCAACAGUAGCAAUGGCAUUGUGCGGGACAGUAAACUGCAGCAGUUGCAGCAGGUGGUGGCGACGAACAAAGCAGAAGCGGCGGAGACGGAGACGGCGGCGGCGGCAGCGGCAGCAGCGGCGGCGGGAGAUGAUGGCGUGGUGGUGGCAGCCAUUGGCCAGAAGCGAUCGGCACUGCACUGCGAUAUGGAGCUGAAGAAUGCCGGCGGCGGCGGCGGUGUGGGGGAGAAGUCGCCGGAGCUGAAGAAACUGCGCAGCGAAUGAGGCGGGCGAGGAUGCGGAAAUGAUAACGAAUGGCGGAUGCGGAUACGGAUGCGGAUACGGAUAUGGAAGCUGAGGCGGAAGCGGAAGCGAUGGGGGUAGAGGGGGGGGGCGGUUCGAUUCGAUUUCAAUAUCGGGGGUUUACCGGACACACCGUAUCUGGUGGAAAGACAUAUGUAUGUAGUGCAGUUGAGUCCGAAAUAGAGACAUAGAGCAACAUUACCUACACUUUACCACAACAACAUUCAAGAAAUUCUACUAUUAAGCAACUAAUUAUACCUACAUAUAAUAUAUUAUAUAUAUAUAAACGACAUAUAACGAGAGAACACACAACACACAACACAACACAGCACACAACACUCACGCAACAUGAAACAUAAAAAAGAAAACAAAGCUCAGAUCAUAUAGAAGGAGGGGGGAGACAGCAGAACCACAAACAUUUCAAUAGGAAUAGGGAUAGAAAGUGAGGAGGAGAAGAAUUAGAAUCAGGCCGCAAGUGUAGACAGUAGACAGGCAGAAGAAUCAGAAUCAGAAGAAUCCGAUAUCCGAUCAUGAUGAAAUAGAAACCGAGAAGAGCUGGAGAAGAUGAAGAAAGAGAGUUCAGAUUGCAGCAACAGCAUGUUAACUUAAUAUUAUUAAUUGAAACGAAAAGCAAAUACAUAAAUAGAAAAAAAAAAAAAAACUAUAUAAACCAGAUCCAGAUGGAAGCGAUAUUUUUACAUACAGAAGUCAAGAAAAUAAGGAACAUUUAAAUAUAACAUUUAAAAGAAAUUUACAAAUGCCGCAGUUGCCCACUACAUACAACAAAAAAAAAAGAAAUUAAUAUUAAAACAAAAAAAAAAACAGAAAAAGGAUGAAAAGGAAAACAAUAAUUAUAAUAAAAAAAAAGAAACAGAAAAGUAAUUUAUAUACAUAAGUAUUUAAAUUUAACAAUAAAUCAAAACUUGUCGCAUAUAAACACGCAUUCGUCGUGAUUCCGAGAUCCCCAACGCCCCCAGCCACGCCCCCUAUAUAUAUAUAUUCUGCCACAGCUCGCUCUCUCUCUCUCACUCUAUCUCUCUCUCUCUCUCUAACACACAACAAAUCGGAAGAAACAAAGCAAAACAAAACAAAACAAAAACAAAACUCAUUUCAAAAACACUAAGAAAUUUUUGUGGUCGUAACUGUAAUAAUAUAAUUUAUAUUUUAUGUGUACAACUUUUUUUUUUUUAAAAAAACUAUACAUAUACUGAAUUUUUUAUAAUUUAUACGAUAAUCACUUUUUCAUUUUUGAUUUCCACAAACGGACAGUCCUAACUGGAUGGAGUGUAGGGGAUGCUUUGGGGGGGAAUUGUUGGAGACGGUGACGAUGGCGGGCAGUGCCUGCCACCCACCCCCAUGUGACCUCCAAGGCGACCCGGCAAUCGCACCCAGUUCGGACUUCACGCAAAAAGAAAACAGCAAAAAAAAAACACACAUCUCAAAAUUAUAAUCAUUUUAUUAUUAGUAGCAUAAGACCGAAUAAAAUGUGAAAUAUUAAGAGAACACGUCAUCAAACUGAACAAAAA